CUGCUCACACUGUGUUCUGCCAGGAGACAAAGGCAGUCAUUCAACAGGGAGCUACAUGAGGACAAUCACACUUACUUUUGUUUACAUACGCUACCUCCUUGGCUGAUGGUCAUCUCCUGUGUCUUCCGUGUCAGUCCAAGGUGACGUUACCGCGGAAGCUUUGGCCAGGUCCUCAUCCCUCGGCACACUACGUCUUGCACCUUUGCUCGCUGAGGUAGAGCGCUGGACAUUUUUUCCCGCUGAUGGAGCAGGAUGCGUCUGGAUCACAUCGGACACAGCUGAGGAUCUUGUACCAUGUGUGGAAGAUGUUCCAGGCUUUCUCUGCCCUCUUCUGUUGAGACUUGCAGACUUAAGUGUUGUUCUGUUGGUUGAUUCAUUUCCUUUAGAAGCAGCAGAGGCUUUUAAAGUUGCCCCUUUAGAUUGGACACCCGUGGCAGCGAGAUUCUUUCUAGGCUGAGAGGGUUUUUUUCCUUCAGAGAGGCUUGUGCCAGUGUGGACAUAAAGGGCUUUUUCUAAUGCUUGCCCAAUCAGUUUUAUGUCUUCUGUCUCCACCGGGGAUGUGGCUGCAUCUGAAUAUGCAAACAUUAUUUAAUGAUAAUCCCAAGACACAUAACAGUCACUGCAUUUAAACAGCAGAGGUGUCAUUAACUGCAACUUUACAGUUACGCAUCUAUCCUAAUAAGAAGAAACCAUAAAAACAUAUGAUUAAAAUGCCUAUUUUCUCUUACCUGUAGCAGCAGCAUCAGUCUGUUGUGAUUCCCUUGGAGCUGUGCUGUGUAAGAGGACUGCACAGUCACGGAAAAGCAGGUCAAUCUCGUCCCAACAACAAGAAGUGGGGGCCCACGCAGCCCCCGUUUAUCCUGAUAACAUCUCAUCUGGCGCUUUGGUUUUCAGGGGCCAUAACUGCCACGAAAAAUGGCCGCAAAAGAGAAUUUGUCUAACGGAGCGGGGCCCAUGCAUGACGGCAAAGAAGAUGGCCUCGGGCCGGAUGAUCUCUCCGAGAUGUUGGCAGCUGGGACCAAAGACGUUCACGAAAAGGCAGAAAACACGCAGUUUGUCAAAGAUUUCCUCAGGGGACGAAUCCGCAAGGAGCUCUUCAAGCUCGGAGCCGUAGCGCUCUACUACAUCUACGAGGCCAUGGAGGAGGAAAUAGAAAGGAACAAGGACCACCCCCAUUUUGCCCCCCUCUAUUUCCCGUCAGAGCUGCACCGCCACGAGGCCCUGGCCCGCGACCUCGAGUACUUUUACGGCCCAGAAUGGCGGAGCCUGGUCAGCUGUUCCGAGGCCACCCGACGCUACGUGGACCGCAUCCGCCACGUCGGCCGGGAGGACCCGGCGCUGCUGGUGGCGCACGCGUACACCCGCUACAUGGGGGACCUGUCUGGGGGCCAGGUGUUGAAGAAGGUGGCGCAGAGAGCCUUGAAGCUGCCCCCGACGGGGGAGGGGCUGGAAUUCUACCAGUUUGACGCCAUCGACAGCGCCAAAGCCUUCAAGCAGCUGUACCGCAGCCGCAUGAACCAGCUGGACCUGGACGUCCCGACCAAGGAGAGGCUGGUGGGUGAGGCCGUCAAGGCCUUCCAGUUCAACAUGGAGGUUUUUGAGGAGUUGGAGGAGAUGGGAAAAACCUUCAAAGAGGACGUGUCAGACGCUGGCAUGCCCGUCCACGGAGACAUGGGGGGCGACGUCAGCAAAUGUCCCUACUAUGCUGCCAAAACGGCGGCCACGGGUGGGACGGCGUACGCGUGCCAGCUCGCCGUGGCCGUCAUGCGCCACCCGACCGGUCAGGUCCUGAUGGCGACGUGGUUUGCGGCGUUGGCGGGCCUGGCUGCGUGGUAUCUGAUGUGAGCACACAAGUAAGAAGAGCGGACAGAGUUUCAUCCAAGUCUCUUUCUACUUGUCUUAUUUGACUAAAUCUACUUGGAGCUUUUACUUAAGGACCACACUGACCCCACUCCAGCAUUUUCUUUCAUUUUUCUACCUCCUUUGCACCGUCCGUCCAUCCAUCUGUGUUCCAAUGACACAACCCGUGAUUGGUGUAAAAUGAUAAAAGGUACUAUCCUAUGCAUACUGUAUGUCUUUGUGCUCACUUGGGCUCAAGAAAGAAGGUUUACAACUAAAAAGACUAAAUGGCAAUGAAGAUGUGUCAUAUUAAAAGUCUUCACAUACUGUACCAUUUGACUUUAAUACAGUAAAAAGUCCAUUUAGGAGCUGCUAAAAAGCUUCUCAUCCCUUUUCAGGGUUCCUACUCGGGCCGUAAUGUAUCACAGUUGUGCUCAUGUAAAGUGGCACGGGUGAUGGAACCAAGCUGCGGGGGAAAAAACAUAGCACAGCAUAGCAUAGCUGUAUUUCCUCAUGUAGUGGCCUGGGAGGUUUUUUGACUUGACUGCAGAGUAGCAGGCUUCCAUAUUAUAAGGCUUUUAUUAGGGUGUGAGGCCUUUUUAUUUGAACCCCCCCCCCCCAACAAAAACAAAAAACAAAAACCAUACAUUUCAAAUAAAAUGGCAUGAUAUAAUGUGUAUAAAUUGUAAUUAUUAUAAUAUAUAAUGAUAUUUUAUUAUAUACAAAAUAUGCAUUAGUUAUACAGUGCAAUACAUACAACACAAAUGCAUUUUUAAAAAAAUUCCCAGAAAUUAUUAAAUUCUGCUUAUUUAAAAGAAAAUAUUACAAUUGAAUAUAGUAAUGACUAUAAUAUAGAUGAUUUGGAGGGGAAACCUUUAUUUUGACAUUUUUCCACAAUUAUUAAAUCCUGCUUAUUCAAAAUAAAAUAUUAUGUCAUCUAUUAUUGGAAGGGAAACUUUUUAUUUGUCCAAAUGCAUUUUUUUCAAAAUAAUUUUAAAAAGGCACAGCUUGAUUGUUGCUGGUUUAUUUAGAUGCUGGUGAUGUUAGAAUAUACAGACUACACGGCUACAUGAAGGCCUGCUGGAGUAAAUGAGUAAGAAAUGCCUUCGGUUUGCUACCAAAUGGAUGCUAAUAUUCACUGCUCCCUUGAUGCAUAUUUGACUGUGGAUAUGCAGUGGGAUGCACGGCGUGUGGGGGAAACAUUCCAGUGACUUGUAGUUUCUCCCUUGCAAAUAUUGAAGUAAUGAUGUAUUAUUUUUCUCAGCAGGGUCAUGUGAUAGUCUGAGGAUAAAACCCACAAGUCCAACAUGACACUGGAAGUACGACUGGGCUAUUUUCCAAACAUUAUUAAACGGCGCAGUGAAAAGCUUUGCAGAUUGUCGCUGAUGUGCAUGAAUUUCUAUGAAUUAUUAUCCUUAACAAAUGACUGAACAGUGGCGUCGCCGUUGUUUGAGUGUGUAAAUACAAGAAAUAAACAUCCUCCCCAUGUGACUGUCAUGUCCAAACCAUUUUUUUAAGCGUUUUGUAUGACUUUCAACAAUAAAAAUGCAACAAAAGAUGCAGAACUUAAUG
Dunckerocampus dactyliophorus (ringed pipefish) is the source of this 3411-nucleotide messenger RNA. RefSeq names its product heme oxygenase 2b (gene hmox2b). The transcript is spliced from 7 exons. The coding region runs from base 916 to 1845 and encodes 309 amino acids. Gene Ontology annotation, biological process: heme oxidation; heme catabolic process; response to oxidative stress. The record is from RefSeq and is a predicted model, not a curated record. Lineage: Eukaryota; Metazoa; Chordata; Actinopteri; Syngnathiformes; Syngnathidae. Gene Ontology annotation, molecular function: heme oxygenase (decyclizing) activity; heme binding.